CUGUCUAGAUACAGAGAGAGAGAGAGAGAGCGAAAAGAAGCGAAGAAAAUUGUGACGCUCGAGAAAAAGGCGAAACCCUAGAAACUCCAUUUUUCCAAUGGAGAACCUCUCGUAUUCUCGGCAUCCAAACAGGGCGCUGUCUAAGAAAAUUUGCGGCAAUGCCGGUGGUUUCCCGGCGGGUGCGGCGGUUAAGAAUCUUUACGACGACGUCUAUGGAGGUCCUCCGAAGUUCGGCGUCUCAAAUCUCUCUCCUCGAAUGGAGGACUACAGCGAGAUUUUCGGGAGCUUCCAGGCGUCUCGAGCCUCGUCGAUUCCGGUGUUGGAUCUUCCGGCGGUCGACGAAGCCGAGGUUGUUUUCGAUGUCCGGAGCUCUAGUUUCGACUACGUCGAGGUCUUUGGCGGCUUCAAAGGACUAGAUUUCGCCGUCUCGUAUGAGGAGUUGGUUGAUCAAUCCAAGGACGGGGAUGGUAACUCCUCUGACGAGGCUUGGUCUCCUGCAGAAUAUGAAUCUCUGUCAGAAGGGUCGGAUAGUUCGGGUAGGGAUCAAUGCUUUUCAAAUGGAGGUCCUGAACACUCAUUUGAUGGCACUACGGAGUUCAGCAUAUCAUAUCAUAAAGCUAAUCAAAUAAGCAGUGAAGAUGUAGCGAGUGGAAUGACACGUGUUGCUCAGCUUCAUGCUGUUCCUGGCUUCACUUACAUGGUCGAUUCACCAUUGCAACAGACAGAAGAUAAGAAGGCAUCCUUGCAGGUGACUGAUGAUAGUAAUCUCAAUAUGGAUUUCAGUGUUGACGUGAUGAAGGCUAAGCAUCUCAAAAAGACAAUGUCACACCCCCAAAAUGUUAGGUUCGGUGGACAUGCAUAUGAAAAUGAUCUUAGGCCUCAAAAAGAAUAUGGAAAGAAUGGUUCUUCUCAUAGUAAUGCGUUUGUAGGUAUAUCGGGGAUCAGCCUUCGAACUCAACCAUCUGAACUGCCACCACCCUCUCGACCACCACCUGUAGUAGAAGGCAAGAAGGGAUUUUCCAGUAAAUUGGUUUCACACCGUAACACUCUUGAUUCUGAAGGAAUCUCAGGUGAUAGUUCGCCACCUUUCUUUGAUGUGGAGGUAGAUGCCAGUUCAUCUGCCGCAGCCUCUGCUGCAGCUAUAAAAGAAGCAAUGGAGAAAGCUCAAGCAAAGCUAAAAAGUGCAAAAGAAUUAAUGGAGAAGAAAAAAGAGGGUCUUCAAAGCAGCCAUAAAUCAGGUUCAAGAAGGGAUAUGAAAGAUAGCGAAGGAAAGACACGUAAGAUUCUAGAUGGAUCCAACAAAACUAAAGAUGAGAGAUUGAAGGGCACUAAUGAAAGAGAAGACAAUGGAAUAAAUGUGCUUGUCCGGGAGAAGCAAAAGGUGAGUAAGUCAGCCCUUGAAGUUCCAGAGUUUUUAGGAGGAGAAAACGCUUCCAUUGCUGCUGGAAAAUAUGUGGAAGACAAGCCUGAGACAGAAUCUUGGUCAUCAAGAGGAUCUCAUAAAGUUGGUGAAGCUAGUGAAUGGAAAGAAGCAACAGAUUUUUUUGAAUUAGUUACAACUGAUGAAUCCAAGGUUUUUGAGCAGGCAAAUACUAAGAAAAUAUUUGUACAGAAUGUAAUAAUUCAUGAGCUUGAGCAGAAGAAGGUAGCCUUGGAUUCAUCUGAGAAGCAAGCAAAAAAUGAAAGUAAAGAGAAACCAGCUAGAAAAGAUGAUGAAGUGGAGGCGUUUGAGGAGAAACAGAAAGGAGCAAAAGAACCCUGCAGGCAUGAAGAAAACAGUGUAAAAGCAAUAGCAGCUAAGGAGGCAAUUGAGCACAAAGAUCAUGAAAAGAAGAUCAAAGUCGCCCAUGAAGUUUGUGAGAGGGGAGAAAACAAGAAGAGUUCCAAGAUGGCCAAGCAUAUUGUGGACAAGCGAGUAACUGGAGCUGAUCAAUCAGUUAAGGAGAAAGAAACUAAGUCCAAACCUGAGAAGGCUAUAAACCAGAAGGAGAAUGAGAAGAAAUUAAUGGAGGCUGAAAAAAUGAUUGAACUUGAGAAAAAACAGAAGUUGUCCCAUAAAAAGUUAGACAGUGAAGAGAGACAAAAAGAGGCUUUAAUAGAAGGAAGAAAUGAAAAUAGUUUCAAAGUUGCGUUUGAACAAGCAGAAAAUGGGAUAAAGGUGCCUAAGGUUCUUGAACAGGAAGAAAAUGAAAAGUGGUUAAAGGAGAUUCUUGACAAAGUAGAGAGUGAGAGGAGGCAGAAGGGAGCUUUCUUGCAUCAGGAGAAUGAAACGAGACUGAAAGAGUCCCUUGAACAGGAGAACAGCAAGAAGAAACGGACAGAAGUUCUUGAUCUGGAAGAGAAAAAACGUGAAGAGAUAUGUCAAAGAGAAGAAAACAAGGAACGAAUUAAAUCCGUUCGUGGAGAAAAAGAGACUGGGAAACACAUGGUGGUCUGUGAGCAAGUAGAUAGUGGAAAUAUAUUCACAGAGGCUCAGGAGGAAGAAGAAAUAGAUACAAAACUGUGUGAAGCAUCUAAGCAGUUAGAUACUUUCAGCAUGUUGAAGGAGGUUCUUGAACAGGUAGGGACUAAACAGAUGCCAAAAGAUAGUGUUAACCUGGUAGACGAGAAGGGACUAGACAAGGGACAUGGAGGAACGCAGAAGGAUGAAUAUUGCGAGGACGUAAAAUUGGCGAAACAAACUCAGGUGCAUGUGGAGGGGGAGGAUCUCAUCCAAUCUGAUAAGGCACAUAAGCUGGAUUCUAGUAAGAACAAACAACCGACACAAUUAUCUCAUGACCAUGAUGAAAACAGUGGAAAGGUGAAAACACCUCAAGAGGCCCAUGCUCGUGAAGAAAAGAAAGAUAUAAAAGCUGAUCCACUAAAUACUGAAACCAAACCAGCAGCUGGAAGAAAAACUGAGUCCAUUGAUGAAAAUUUCAAAGCAUCCAGCAUCAACAAACAGGACCAGUUAAGAAUGGAAGAUGGCAAAGAGGCCCUUCCUUUGAGGGGCAGUGUGAAGAAAACAAGUGGAGAAAUGAAGAUUAUACCUAAAGUAAGUGAAAAGGAGUCAGUGGCAUUUGAGAUAGCAAAUGUUUUGGUUGGUGAAAGAUUAAAAGCAUUUGGAAAGUCACAAGAAAACUUACCACAUGCAAAGAACCCGUACAAAGUGGAAUCUGAGUUGCCUCUUGUAGAUAAUCAAGUAACGAAGGCAGGAGAAGCUAGCCCAGUCGUUGGAGAACCGAACAUUGAGAAAAUUAAGAGUUGCUCACAGGUGGGCUCUGUUUCUGACAAUCAAGAUAUAGAAUUUGCUCACAAGUUUAAAGAGACAGGAGAAGAUUGCAUCCAGGUCCAAGUUUCCUUGAAUAAGGAAGAGAAGGAGAAAACAGUGCCAACUCAAGCAGUGAAAGAGAGCAUUGAAGACAAAUGGAAAACUGAAGCAGCUCAGCCUCCUAGGGCCGAAGAGAAGCAGAAGAACCAGAAAUCAGAUCAGCAGGUUAAUGCAAGCCAUAGUACGGAGAGAACGGAGAAAACAUCUGGAGAGGUAGAAACUGAAAGGCUGAAAAGAGAAAGAGAGCUAGAAAAUGAAAGACUCAGAAAGCUAGAGGAAGAGAGGGAGAGGGAGAGGGAAAGAGAAAAGGAUAGAAUGGCUGUUGAUCUUGCAACCCUUGAAGCUCGAGAAAGAGUGUUUCCAGAAUCCCGUGAGAGGGCAGAAAGGGCUGCUGUGGAGAGGGCAACAGCUGAAGCUCGGCAGAGAGCAAUGAUGGAGGCCCGUGAAAGACUAGAGAAGGCAUGUGCAGAGGCGAGGGAGAAGUCGUUAGCAGGAAAGACAGCUAUGGAGGCUCGGAUCAGGGCUGAGCGUGCUGCAGUAGAGAGAGCAACUGCAGAGGCUAGAGAGCGUGCUGCCGAAAAAGCAAUGGCUGAAAGGGCUGCUUUUGAGGCUAGGGAACGGGUACAAAGAUCAGUUUCUGAUAAAUUCUCAGCUUCCUCCAGAAAUAAUGGAAUGAGACGAAGCACCUCCUCCUCUGAUCUACAGGACCUUCAAUUUCAGAGUUCAGGGCUUCCAAGAUAUCAAUAUUCUUCAGUUUAUGGUGAGAGGUAUGAAGGAGUUGAGGGCGAAUCAGCUCAAAGAUGUAAAGCUAGAUUGGAGCGGCAUCGUAGAACAGCUGAACGUGCGGCAAAAGCUCUUGCAGAGAAGAAUAUGCGUGAUCUUCUUGCUCAGCGAGAGCAAGCGGAAAGAAAUAGGUUAGCAGAAACUUUGGAUGCUGAUGUGAGAAGGUGGUCAAGUGGGAAAGAAGGGAACUUGCGUGCACUGCUUUCGACUUUACAAUAUAUCCUGGGGCCAGAUAGUGGUUGGCAGCCUAUUCCGUUAACAGAGGUUAUAACUUCUGCGGCUGUUAAGAAGGCUUACAGGAAAGCUACUCUUUGUGUUCACCCUGACAAAUUACAACAGCGCGGUGCAAGUAUUCAGCAGAAGUAUAUAUGCGAAAAAGUCUUUGAUCUUUUAAAGGAAGCUUGGAACAAAUUCAACUCUGAAGAGCAGUUGGGCGGGUCAGGCAAAUCGGACUUGGCCGGAAAAAUUCAAAAAAAACUCCAGCGGACGACAAUUAACGGCGCCUACACAGCGGCGGACUCCGACGAGGUGCCCAAAUUCAAGCUGCCCAAGCCCAAAAUACCACUUUAG
This is a messenger RNA of Morus notabilis, 4663 nucleotides long. Its product is annotated as auxilin-like protein 1. Lineage: Eukaryota; Viridiplantae; Streptophyta; Magnoliopsida; Rosales; Moraceae. The record is from RefSeq and is a predicted model, not a curated record. Gene Ontology annotation, cellular component: intracellular membrane-bounded organelle; cytoplasm; vesicle. The transcript is spliced from 10 exons. Gene Ontology annotation, biological process: clathrin-dependent endocytosis; clathrin coat disassembly. The coding region runs from base 98 to 4663 and encodes 1521 amino acids. Gene Ontology annotation, molecular function: clathrin binding.